CUCUUGGGCCAAUAUGCUGCACCCCCCACAGCCCAGCUCAAGCAGCAAGCCCAGUUAACUUGAGCCCAUCACAGGAAGCCAGGAAGAUGGAAAGUGCAGCGCGUAUACGUGUUUUCCCUCGAGGCUCGCUGCUCGCAUCCGUCGCGGCGGCGGCCGACGGUCUCUCUUCCCAUCCGUGCCUGUGCACUGUGCCUCUGCUUUCUGUGAUCCGGCGAUCGGCGAGUCGGCGACUCCUGUGCCUCAGCCAGCGGAGCUGUGGAGCACCUCUGCAAUCCGGUCGGCGGCAGCUAGCUGCAUGCCUGCAUCUUGUACGAGCGCUGCUUGAAGUUGCAGAGAUUAAUCGAUGGAAAGAUUUUUCAAAAGAAAAGCGCCAGAGCCAGAUAGUGCCAACAUUGCUAGCAAUCUGUGUUUGGAUGAUAUCAACUGGGAAGAGGAGAUUAAAUAUGAUCCAGGUUUGCGGAAACAAAUAGAUGACUACCAUCCUAAUCUCAGAGAAAUGGUGAGAAGAAAGUACUUGGAAAAAGGGCCUUGUCAACCUCGCACAUGUAGUUUUCCUGUAACAAAUAUUGGAGGAGGGCCAAGAAGGUUUAUUCCAGAUUGGUUUGAUGAGUUUGGAAGUUGGCUUGAAUACAGUGAAUCUAAAGAUAGAGCGUAUUGUUUUUCCUGUUUCCUAUUCAGAGGAAAGAAAGAUGGUGGAUAUGAAGCUUUUGUGAAAAAUGGUUGGAAUGGUUUUCACAGAAAACAAAGGCUGAGAGAACAUGUGGGUGAUGUUGGUCGCUCGCACUAUCUAGCAAUGAAGAAGUGUGAUGAUUUGUUGCAAACAAGACAACACAUUAAUGUGGCUUUCCGUGGUGUAAGUGAAAGUGCUAAGAGGGACUAUAUGAUUCGACUGAAUGGGUCUAUUGAUGUCGCUAGAAUGUUAGCAAAGCAAGGCUUGCCUUUCCGAGGCCAUGAUGAGUCAAAGGAUUCCCUAAAUAGAGGGAAUUUCAGGGAAUUUCGUGAUUUUGCAGCGGAGCAAAAUCCAGUAUUAAGGAAGGCAACAAGUAAAGGAAAAUCAGAAAAUAGUCUUUUGGUUUCUCCUGAAAUACAAAGGGACAUUGUGCAUUGUUUUGCAAAGGAGGUGUUACAGGCUAUUCUAGAAGAAAUUCGGAAUGAUGUUUUUUGCUUGCUAGUUGAUGAGUCAAGAGAUGUUUCUUGGAAAGAACAAAUGGCUGUGGUCUUGAGAUAUGUAGAUAAAUGUGGAAUUGUGAAAGAAAGAUUUGUUGGACUUGUUCAUGUAAGUGAAACAACUUCAGCCCAUCUUAAGUCUUCCAUUGAUGCACUAUUUGCUGAGCUUAACUUAAGUUUGAAGCAAGUUAGAGGCCAAGGAUAUGAUGGUGCUAGCAAUAUGAGAGGUGAGUUCAAUGGCUUGCAAUCAUUGAUCAUGAGAGAAAAUAGUUCAGCUUAUUAUGUGCAUUGUUUUGCUCACCAACUCCAAUUAGUCCUUGUGGCUAUUGUGAGAAAGCAUAAAGGGGUUAGUGAUUUUUUUACCAAGGUUUCCAUAUUAUUAAAUGUUGUUGGUGGAUCAGCUAAGAGAAGGGAAAUGAUUAGAGAUAUUAACCUUAAAGAAAUGAGUAAGGCACUUGGGUGUGGGCAACUUCAAACUGGUACAGGGUUAAAUCAAGAGCAAAGUGUUCAAAGACCUAGAGAUACUCGUUGGAGUUCUCAUUAUAAAUCUCUGAAGAGUAUAGUUGACAUGUUUUCUACAAUAAUGAAGGUACUAGAAAUUGUGGAAAAGGAUAAGGACUGGAAAAUUAGAGAUCAAGCAUCAAAUCUUCGGGAGUAUUUCCAGUCUUUUGACUCCAUCUUCUAUUUGCAUCUCAUGUUGACUAUAUUAGGAAUCACAAAUACCUUGUGCUUAGCACUGCAGCGCAAGGAUCAAGACAUAGUGAAUGCUAUUAACUGUGUGAGAGCCACUAGAUGCCAAUUAGAUGAGCUUAGAAGAGAAAAGUGGGAAAAACUAAUAGAUGAUGUGUAUGAAUUUUGUGAGAAGAAUGAUAUUGCCAAAUUGGAAAUGGAAGAUGAAUAUAUUGAUCCAAAGAAGAGGAGGCACAAAUCUGGAAUCACAAACAAGCAUUACUAUCAAGUAGAUUGUUUCAAUGAUAUUAUUGAUUGGGUACUCCAAGAGCUUGACAGCCGCUUUAACGAGACAAGCUCUCAAUUGCUUGUAUGCUCGGCCUCUUUUAGUCCAAGAGACUCGUUUUGUGAUUUUAAUGUGGACAAGUUGUUGAGCCUAGCAAAGCUUUAUCCACAUGAUUUUGAUUCUGGGAAUCUGAGGGACCUUAGCAAUGAACUUGGCCUCUACAUAUUUGAUGUGAGAAAUGAUGAUAGAUUCUCCAACAUACAAACUAUUGCUGAGCUUUCUCAGAAAAUGGUGGAGACUAGAAAACAUGAUCGUUACCCACUAGUUUAUCGACUUCUGAAGCUUGUACUAGUACUGCCAGUUGCUACUGCUACAGUUGAGAGGAUUUUCUCUGGCAUGAAGAUUGUGAAAACAAAUUUGCGCAACCGCAUCGGUGAUCAAUUUAUGAGCGAUUGUCUUAUUUGCUAUGUGGAGAAAGAAGAAAUGAUGAAAGUCACGAAUGAGUCUGUGAUUCGUCGCUUCAUGAAAAUGCAAGAACGCAGAUUUGAUGAUAAUUAAAGGUAACAAUUAACAUAUAAUGUAUUUUGCCUAUUUUGAUAGUUUUGACCAUGCUAGUAGUAUUUAUAUUGCCAUUUUCUUUUGUUACUCUUUUAUAGUCGCACCCCCCUCUGUUACGCUCUAGCUUCGCCACUGCUAUCCGCACUCA
Molecule: messenger RNA, 2828 nt
Organism: Zea mays
Lineage: Eukaryota; Viridiplantae; Streptophyta; Magnoliopsida; Poales; Poaceae
Product: zinc finger MYM-type protein 1
Exons: 2
Coding region: 344-2680 (778 amino acids)
Molecular function (GO): protein dimerization activity
Source: RefSeq, a predicted model, not a curated record